AAGAUUACAAAGCAUCUAUAACCGCCCUACAUAAGAGGAAAAGCAAAACCUAUAAGCAAAAAUUAUAAUUACACCCUGAACUAACCAAGUUAAAGCAUCUAAAUGACUAAUAAUCAAAUACCUACACUAAUAUGUUAGGCUCCUACAUCACCCACUGUUUACAUACUGCCCAAGUUGUUAGGCGUGAUGAUCUUGCUUUCAAAUUAAAGGAAAUCAGUGACAGGCUAGAUGAGAUUGCCAAUGAUAGAAGUGAAUUCCGCUUAAUAUCAAGAUCUUUGUUUCAACACAGCAGAUUGGUUGAGAGUACAGCUCUUGCUGGUGGGUCAGCUAUAAUUGGUCGAGAUGAGGUUAAGGGAGACAUUGUAAGCAGUUUGUUGUCUGCGUCUACUGAAGUACUUAAGACAAUUUCUAUUGUUGGCAUGGGUGGGGUGGGAAAGACAGCUAUUGCUCAACUUGUUUACCACGAUGAGGAAGUUAAGCAGCAUUUUGAUAAUAGAAUAUGGGUUUGUGUCUCGGAAGUAUUUGACGAGAAAAAAGUUGCCAAAACAAUAAUUAAAGGAGUUGAGCAUGUUAAAAGAUUUAAAGGAGCAGACUCCCUUGAUUCAUUUCCUCUUUCUGCUCUUCUUGAUAGAAUGUGUAGAUCUAUCCACGGAAAGAAAUUUUUUCUUGUGUUGGAUGAUGUGUGGGCAGAUGACAUGCAACACUGGGAAGGACUGAUCCAGACUUUCAAACAUGGUGCCCCAGGAAGUAGGAUUUUGUUAACCACUCGAAAGGAUACGGUGGCAAAUAUGAUGGAGGACUCUCAUGUCAUUCAUUUGGAACCGUUAUCUGAUGAACAGUGUUGGAUGGUAGUUAGUCGAGAAGCAUUUUCUGGAAGGGGUGUUGAAGAGUGUCGGAAUUUAGAGGAUAUUGGGAAGAGAAUUUCUAACAAGUGUCAAGGCUCGCCUCUUGCUGCAAAGAUUCUAGGAGCCCUUCUAAGAUUUGACAGCGGUAGGAAAGCGUGGGAAAAGAUCUUGAACAGUGAAAUCUGGGAGUUGGAUUUUGUGAGUAAACAGCUUUUUGCUUCUCUACUUUUGAGUUAUAAUGAUUUGCCUUUACCACUGAGAGAAUGCUUCAAGUAUUGUGCUGUUUUCCCAAAAGAUUUUGUAUAUGACGGAGAAACAAUAAUAUACCACUGGAUGGCACUAGGAUAUUUAGGAUUGAACAAUGAUGAAGAUUUAGAAUUAAAAGGAAGAGAGUACAUUAGCUACUUAGCAGCUUGCUCUUUCUUCCAAGAUUUUCUGCUGGAUACUGAUGGUCUAAAAUCAACAUGGAAGAUGUAUGACAUUAUGCAUGACUUUGCACAGUUUUUGAUGAUCAAUGAUGGAAUUGGGAUUGAGGUAAAUCAAGGAGGCAAUUCAACGAUAGAUUUGUCUUUGAGCAGAGCUCGUCAUUUCACAGCAUAUAUACCAGAGGGACAUUGUCGAGCUCGUCAUUUGACAGCAUGUAUACCAGAGGGACAUUGUCUUCCUAGUUCCAUUUAUGGUGCUGAAAAGUUGCGUAGCCUUACGGUCAUUUCUGGAGAGAAUGCAGUAACCAAUGAGACUGCGCGAAAUAUUUUUAAUCAAGCUAAACGGCUAAGGUUGGUGGAUUUUGGUUGCCAUAAUGCAUUAAUGGGUACAAUUCCAAAAGAAAUAGGGAAUUUGAUCCAUUUAAGGCACAUUAACUUGAGUGGAAAUGGUAAAAUUAAAGGAUUGCCUGGAUCUUUGUGUAAAUUAAAUAAUCUUCAAUAUUUGAAUCUAGACAACUGCGAAUCUCUUGGGAAUUUACCAAAUGAGAUAGGGAAUUUGAUCAACUUGAUAUAUCUGCGGACUCUACAUUGCUACAAGUUAGCUUGCUACCCCAAAUCAGCGAGAAGAUUAACAAAUCUGAGGCAACUACGUGGCAUCGUGCUCAGAGCUGAUAGAAAUGACCCUAAUGAAUUCACUCUUGGAGAUUUGGAAAACUUGAACCACCUUCGUGAACUUUCCAUGGUACUGAAAGGAAAUGCAGUAAAUGACAGAGAGCUUAGAAGAGCCAAAUUUGAAAAUAAAACACAUUUAAAGGAAAUCAAGAGAGCACGAGGCAUGAUGACAGUCCAUUAUGAAGUGAAAGCCAGUUCCGUUGGUGAAUAAAAGCGUUGUUCUUGCAGUGAUCUGAAGCUCCUGGAUAGUGUCUAGCUAGGAGUUUGUUGAACUAUGCAAAUUGAAUAUACUCUUGUGGGUAAUUUUAUUUUCUAAGGUACCCCAUACAACUUGUUAUGUGAUGAUUCUGAUUCACUUUUAGUUAAUUCUGUGAACUACUUGAUGUGAUCGAGAACUGGUGUAGUGGUGUUGUUUCAUAUAUUAUGAUAUGAAGUGUGUUAUUUAUAAGCUGUUUCAGAACUGAUUCUGCUUGUUUUUCCUUUAUUCCCCUCUAUUUUUAGAU
Messenger RNA from Rubroshorea leprosula, 2445 nucleotides. Lineage: Eukaryota; Viridiplantae; Streptophyta; Magnoliopsida; Malvales; Dipterocarpaceae. The record is from the annotation of a GenBank genome assembly.